UUCAUACUCUUCAUUGUGUUAAUUUAUUGAUCGACAUUGGUAUGCAAUGCAUCAGAACUUUCAUGAAAUAAUAAUGGAGCGAAAAGCCAACAGAAAACCAUGUCAUAAAUCCAUGCCAAGUCUUCGACAUGGCUUUAUAUGCAGAUCCCAAUACUUUUACUAAUUUGCAUAUUAAAAAAUUAUCAUGAUGGAUUUUUUGGAGUAACGACUAACUAGUUAUUUUAAAGAUCAUGGUAAAUAUCAAACCAGUUUUGUCACAGAUUUAUAUUGCAAAUAUAUUACUACUCCUUGUGAAACAUUCUAAUCCGAUUUCGCUGCUUGAUAAACUUCCAAGAAAUUCGGACAUUAUUAUGUUGUCUGAUAGAUUGCAAUUGCACAAUUCAUUAAAGAAAUGUAACUCUGAUGAUACAAAUUUCGACUUUUGUGGUAUCCCGAUCAGCCUUGCUAAAAAAUCUGAAGAUAUUGGAUACAUUUUGAAGAAAGUUCAUUCUCAAAUCAGCAGCAGUUUCAGUUUUCUGGCCUUAAUAUUGGACAACAACAACACCACUUCAGUCUUUCCAACGUUGGAAGAAAUUUCCAGGCUUUAUUCCGACGAAUCAAGGCUAAAGAGACCCUUCAGCGUAUUCCUGCUAACCUAUUCUCCCGAUGAAAAUAAUUUGUUGCAACUUGAAAUAUUGAAAUCGACUGUGAAGAAGCUCCCGUGGCAAAUUUCACUAUUCGUCUGCGAGCUGGACUUGUUACACGACAUUAGGUCAGUUUGGGAGCUGAUCACUUUUACUCCAAUGCCAUUCACAAAACGCAUCCUUUUGACUGACAUUGGGCCAGAUUUUUUCUUAACUAUCCUUAGUCGUAAAAGUACAGAAGAUUUACAUGGCAGUCUCGUGAGAGCACUUGCCAUUGAUUCUCCGGAUGAACGAUACAGUGCUGAAUUCAACAGGAAUAAAAGCAUACCAACUUUUAUCGAAGGUGGCUACACCGUUAGUUUGCUCAACGAUUUGAGGGAUGCUUUAAACUUCUCCGUUUUAGCUGUAAUUGGAAAAGAGUACAUUACCGACCAGACUGUUAAUCAGACCGUUGGGGGAAUUGGGGCUCAAUUGCUGAAUAAUGAAGCAGAUCUAAUCAUUUCAAUGUCGUACGCCUUAGAAUUCCGUGUUAAGUACCUCAGCCCCACAGUCGCAUUUAAUAAAGACAAAGUUAUGGUAUUUUUUCGUCAACCGAGCCUGUUUUUAAAUCGAAACGUAUUCCUCCAUCCUUUUCAAGAUACGGUCUGGAUCUCUCUCCUUGUAACGCUGAGUCUAAUUGCAAUUUCCACUUUGAUGACCAUCAGAAUUCCAAAGCAUUUUAUGCAUAAGAAACAUCCAGAGGAUCAGCCAUAUUUUUGGAUUCUGGGAGCUCUGUGCCAAAAAAGCUGCUCAUGUGAACCGCAUAAAAUUCAUGGGCGAAUCAUUCUCUUGGUCACAUUCUUGAUGGCUUGGAUAGUGUACACGUUCUACUCGGCGUCAAUAAUUUCGCGGCUAAGCGUGUCCUACAAUCCGAUAACAACUUUGUCUGGAUUGAUAAAUGGAGGGUUCAAUUUGCUAGCCGACCCGCUGGUCUCAUACUCGAAAUAUCUUCAGUUUUCGUCCACGCAAGACUGGGAAAUGACAUUUGUGAGCGAAGUGGACUCAGUCUCAAAAGUAUUUAACGGUGGCUACGGCUUUAUAAGUUCAAUUGAUUUGGUAGUCAUUGCUUCUAGAAAUUUACAAUUUUCUGAGCAAAAUAUUUGCGACACUUUGUCAUCCGUAUCUCUAAACAUUGUGAUGCCGCUUCAGUUUUAUACGAGAAAAGGCUAUCCAUUUAAGGAGCUUGUGAAUCGCAAGCUUUUGAAUUUGAUUGGGAAAGGAUUUAAUGACAGAUACCUCGCAGAAUUCUUAUGGCAUACGAAUCCCGUUUGUCCAGAAAUAGUUCAGACCACGUUUGAAAGUCUUGGAUUUACAGAUCUCUACUCUGCUUUCUUUGGAUUAGCGUUUGUUUAUGCAUUGACACUAGCAAUUUUAUCAGUGGAAAAGUCGGUGCAUAAAUUUCAUGAGAGAUCAACGUUCGAAAAAGUAGCAACAAAAUGGUAUAAUCGUAUAUUUAAGAGGGCAACCACUUUGUGUCGUUUAACAGCCAGCAAGGAACAAAUAAAUAUUAAAGCGUGAAAAUAUUCCCAAAAUAAAGUUGCUCGCUGAUAUGUAAAUGAUUGUAAUACGGUUGGUGCGACAGCAUUGCAUAGCAUAAAUGUCUAUUUUGAAAUGAGGUAACAAUGUAACAUUAAUAAGAUCAAGAUUGAUUACACUAUCUUCUCCACCAUCAUCCAGAAUUUGGAAAAUGAUGUAUGUGUGAAACGUAAA
Messenger RNA from Folsomia candida, 2372 nucleotides. RefSeq names its product glutamate [NMDA] receptor subunit 1-like. The record is from RefSeq and is a predicted model, not a curated record. NCBI's taxonomy places the organism in Eukaryota, Metazoa, Arthropoda, Collembola, Entomobryomorpha, Isotomidae. The transcript is spliced from 9 exons. The coding region runs from base 231 to 2180 and encodes 649 amino acids.